AUGACUAUAGAGCUGGCUUACUCCUUCAAGGCAACUGAGAAGAGCGAUGUGUACAGCUUUGGUGUGGUUCUUCUAGAGUUAGCAACCGGUCUUCUACCAGUGGAAGACGAGUUCGGUGAAGGCAAGGACAUUGUGGACUACGUUUUCUAUAAAAUUCAACAAGAUCGGAGGAACCUUGGAAACGUCUUGGACAAGAAGGUUGUGUCAAGUUACGUAGAAGAUAGCAUGAUUAAGGUUCUGAAAAUGGGUCUUCUUUGUACUACAAAGCUCCCUAGUCUCAGACCAAGUAUGAGAGAUGUUGUGAGAAAGCUUGAGGACGCUGAUCCAUGUGUCUCCAAUUCUGUAGACAGAACCGGAAAGAUUACAGUAUAG
Eruca vesicaria subsp. sativa (arugula) is the source of this 372-nucleotide messenger RNA. The record is from the annotation of a GenBank genome assembly. NCBI's taxonomy places the organism in Eukaryota, Viridiplantae, Streptophyta, Magnoliopsida, Brassicales, Brassicaceae.